AUGCAGAUAUGCAAAACGUGGCUGAACAAUGUUCUCGUGCCUGAGAACCGAGGAGGUGGGUGCUGUGUUGGAGGGCAGCACUGUGGAGCUUCUGCUCCCGAACAGCAGCCGCAGCCUCGCCCCUAUCAAGGUGUCCGUGUCAAAGAGCCAGUGAAGGAACUAUUGAAAAGGAAACGGGGAAAUGUUCAUAAUGCCAGUGCAACGGCAGCUACAACGGUUGUCUUGCCCCAUCAGCCACUUCCUUCCUAUUCACCAAUGGGCCAGCCUUGCAUUGAUAUGGACGUUGCUGCCUCUGCAUUGCCUGUCGCAGAUGAAGGAGCGCUCUGUUCUGGCUGGAUCUCCCAGCCCUCUCCCACAUCCUUACAGCCCUUAACUCAGUGGACCACUUACCCUGAUUAUGUGUCCCACGAAGCCGCCAACUGUCCCUACACAGCAGAUAUGUACGUCCAGCCGAUGUGUCCCAGUUACACGCUGGUGGGACCGUCAUCUGUUCUGACUUACACUUCUCAACCGCUGAUCACCAAUUUUGCACCCCGAAGCACCACCCCCGCUGUCGUGCCCCAGCUCGAGGUGACAGACCAGCAGCCACCUCUCACAUACUUCCCAUGGGCGCAGCCCCUCUCCGCACUUCCAGCCUCCACUUUGCAGUACCAGCCAGCUUCUUCCACGCUUCCCGGGCCACAGUUUGUACCCUUGCCCAUCUCCAUCCCUGAACCGGCCCCCCAGGAGCUGGAGGAUGCCAGACGAGUCAUCGGCACGCUGCCCAUUGAGAAGCUGCUUCUAGAAGACGAAGACAAUGAUACGUAUGUUUUAAACCAUGCUCUUUCUGUUGAAGGGCUUUAAGGUGCACACCUGGGGCCUGAUCCUCACCUACUCAAUACUUCACCUUGGCACCACAGUGAGUUUUGAGUACAGAGGAAA
This is a messenger RNA of Athene cunicularia (burrowing owl), 921 nucleotides long. It is a transcript of the gene POU2AF1, whose product is annotated as POU class 2 associating factor 1. Gene Ontology annotation, cellular component: RNA polymerase II transcription regulator complex. Bases 1 to 843 code for a protein of 280 amino acids. The record is from RefSeq and is a predicted model, not a curated record. The transcript is spliced from 5 exons. Gene Ontology annotation, biological process: positive regulation of transcription by RNA polymerase II. Gene Ontology annotation, molecular function: DNA binding; POU domain binding; transcription coactivator activity. Lineage: Eukaryota; Metazoa; Chordata; Aves; Strigiformes; Strigidae.